Neolamprologus brichardi is the source of this 909-nucleotide messenger RNA. RefSeq names its product intraflagellar transport 27 homolog (Chlamydomonas) (gene ift27). Lineage: Eukaryota; Metazoa; Chordata; Actinopteri; Cichliformes; Cichlidae. Gene Ontology annotation, molecular function: GTP binding; GTPase activity. The record is from RefSeq and is a predicted model, not a curated record.
UAAGAGACGCUUUGUGUCCAUGUUCCCGAGGCUGCUGGGAGGAUAAUCCAACGCAUAUGGACCGAUAAACAGAGAAACAUAGCUCGAUUAGCUUCAAGAGAGUUUUACCUGACAGAGACCGGAAGUCAUCCCAUAUAAUGGUCAAGUUAAGGGCGAGAUGUCUGCUGGUCGGAGAUGCUGCAGUGGGCAAAAGUGCUCUUUCUCAUAUGUUCUACAGCGAUGGCACUCUCUUCCAGAAGAAUUACAGCAUGACAACAGGCGUGGAGCUGCUGAUGAAGUGUAUCAACAUCCCAGCGACCAAUGACAGCGUGGAGCUCUACAUCAUAGACUCUGCAGGGAAGGAGACAUUAGUGGAUUCCUGUGAGAAGAUGUGGGGGGAACCUUCGCUGCUGUGCCUGGUUUUCGACCUGACCAGUGAGCAGUCUUUUGCUAACUGCAGCCGCUGGCUGGAACGAGUCCGUGCUCAUUGCCAGGGUCUCCAUGUUCCAGGUGUCCUGGUGGGCAACAAGUCAGAUCUGUCUGCUAGAAGAGAGGUACAGGCAUCUGUGGCCAAGGAAUGGGCCCAGAGUCAGGGUCUGGAGUACCACGAGACCUCAGCUAAAGAGAUGGAGAACUGUGAUGCUCCUCUCCUCUGUUUAGCUCGGGCCUUCCAUUCUCUGUACCGAGAGCACCGUGAGACCAUCCAAAACCUUAAUCCAGGCUAGACCACCACCACCGCCCUACCCCACUUACCACACACCUUGAUUUUUCACCAUUUCUCCUGAGAGAAUUUCAUCGACUGAGGGCCUUUGAAACUCUUACAAAUUCAGAUAAUACACAGCAAAACACUUCAACCACACAAGCAAAGGAAUAGCUUGUUCAGACAGAUAUUUUACUAUGACCACAAAUAAAGUUGUUUCUCUCUGAUAA